AUGGCCAUAGCUCAGCUUUCUCAAUCUAUCAUUCCCAAAGCAGUUAAGGAAACAGUUUUUUCAUCUCAAAUUACAAAUGUUCAAGAAUCAUUGAUUAUGGUGAAGAAACUUUUUGCUACAUCUAUCUCCUGUAUAACAUAUCUAAGGGGAUUGUUUCCAGAGAGCUCUUAUAGGGAACGCUGUUUGGAUGGCUUCAACAUAAAAAUCUUGCAAAAAGAUCAAACAUGCCCUGGUUCCCAAUAUGUUAUCAAAUGGAUUAAAGGCUGUUUUGAUGCUUUGGAGAAGAAAUAUCUACACAUGGCAGUACUUAAAAUUUACACCAAUCCCAAGGAAGCAGAGAAAGUAACGGAGAUGUACCAGUUCAAAUUCAGAUAUGCGAAAGAAGGAGCCACUAUGGAUUUUGGCAGUAGUAAUACAAGUUUUGAAAGUGGAAUACACAAUGACAGUCCUAGGAAAGCCAGUAUUCUUCUCAUCCGUAAAUUGUAUAUGAUGAUGCAAAAUCUUGGACCCCUUCCUAAUGAUGUCAUACUUACCAUGAACCUCCACUACUAUAAUGCAGUGACCCCAUGUGAUUACCAACCCCCUGGUUUUAAAGAAGGGGUUAACUCACACAUUCUUAUAUUUGAGGGGCAGCCCUUACAUCUGCAAGUGGGAGAGUUUUCCACAGGCUAUCAUAACAUUAAAGUGAAAGUCAUAACUACGGCUACCAGAGUACGUGAUUUCAAGAGACAUCGCUUUCAGGAGAUCAGCACUGCAAAGAUUGCCCAUCAGGGUUUAGAAUGUGAUGAGGAAGAAGAGGAAUGCAACAAUAAUGUAAGAAAAAUCUUUAUUAAGUCUUCAUAA
Molecule: messenger RNA, 843 nt
Organism: Suncus etruscus (white-toothed pygmy shrew)
Lineage: Eukaryota; Metazoa; Chordata; Mammalia; Eulipotyphla; Soricidae
Gene: HORMAD2
Product: HORMA domain containing 2
Exons: 9
Coding region: 1-843 (280 amino acids)
Source: RefSeq, a predicted model, not a curated record